CGCGUCGUCACAACUUCCGGCCAUAGUUUUGCAUCCUUUUUUCCGAACGUCGUCUGCCGUUGUAAUCAUUACACCGUGGUGAUAGUACAACGAAGUGGAGUAGUGUCAGAAGUAGCAAGUAUCGAUUCGUUUUUCUCUGAAAUUACCGAGAAGUGAUGGCUAUUUGGUCGUACGUCGUUUCGUAACAGAUAAACGAAUGCUAUCGAAUUUUCCGAUCGGACGUACAACGAAAAUCCCACGAUCUCCGGAGCAAACCGUGAAAUUCUUUUUUUAAAACGAUUGCAACGUAGAGAACAGUGUGGUACGCUGCCUACAGAUGAUGGCACGGUUCAAUUUUCUCUUCACGAUUGGACACACGAGGCUUGAAACAUUUCCCGUCGGCUCAGGUUGACGGCUUCCGUGUUCACAUAGAAUAAACAGCUCUGGCUCGCUGUUAUUCAGCGCGUGAUCCGAACGUUUGACGUCGGUGUUCUUUUUCCGCCGUUUUUGAAUCGCCGCCAGCGUGUUAAUUAAACAAACAAACUGUGGCCAAGUGGUGUUAAUCGGAUACGCCGCAAGAAAAUCUGGAAAGGACGUGCAAGUCGAUGAGAAGAAGGAGGCGGCGGAGGAGAAAGAGGCAGGAAUUUAGGAUCAUCGAGAGAUAUGGAGAAUAACAACGAAGCGCGCACCGUGACCGAACGUGCGUCGACGUCGAAGGAGGAACCCUUGGAAGCGACGGCAGAUGAUGAUUACGGCUGCGAGCAUUACAAGCGAAAGUCCAAGUUUGUGACACCAUGUUGCAACAAGGUGUACACGUGUCGGUUCUGCCACGAUAAGGAGGAGACUCAUACAGUAAACAGAAAGGAAGUUACAGAACUAAUAUGCGUUUUAUGCGACACCCGUCAACCAGUACAAGCUACUUGCCAAAAUUGUCACUGUCGGUUCGGUAAAUAUACGUGUCUUGAGUGCAAUUUGUUCGAUGACGAAGACAAGAAUCAGUAUCAUUGCGAUGGCUGUGGGAUAUGCAGGGUUGGCGGUAGUGACCGAUUUUUCCAUUGUGCCAAGUGCAAUAUGUGUUUACCCGUUCAGUUACAAAAUGGACAUACGUGUGUAGAAAAUGUUUCUCAUGCAAAUUGUCCAGUCUGUUUGGAAGAUAUUCAUACAAGUCGUAUACCCUGUCACAUUCCAAACUGUGGCCAUUUACUUCAUCGCACGUGUUUUGAGGAAUUGUUACAUUCAGGACAUUAUGCGUGUCCAACUUGCCAAGUAUCUCUUCUGGAUAUGACUGAUCUAUGGAGAUUUUUAGAUAUGGAAGUAUCGUCAACACCAAUGCCAGAAGAGUAUAAGGAUUAUAAAGUUGAUAUUCUGUGCAAAGACUGCCAUGAGGAGUCAACAGUAAAAUUCCAUAUUGUAGGUUUGAAAUGUUUAAAUUGUGGAAGUUAUAACACUUGUAGAGUCAAAGGAUCUCCUUCUCCAGCAGAUCCAGAUUCGUUGGACUAAACAAUUAGUACCAGCAAUAUGAAGAGAAUUCGUAAUGCCAGAACUCUGAGUAUUAAAACGGGAAAAAGAUGUGAAUCGUUCCCGCGAAAGUGUCGCUUUUAAGCGUUUCCAAAAGAAAAAACAAAGAAAGAAAGACAUUAGGAAAUGGCCUCUUUGGCAUUAUACCUCUUUACUUCUAUUUAGUAAAUUUAUACAUCUUUGUUGAUUGUUUUAAAACUUUUUAUAGACGUUAUUUUAUUAGGAGGCUGUAUGUAGCGACUGAUUAUCGUCAGCGCGUAUAUUAAUAACCAUGGAACACUGAAAAUUAUUGAAUAAUUACGCUUUGAAUCGUUAAUUCGUUUUAAUACAAAUCAUUAUGAACGAAUUAUAGAUUCUUUUCGUGAAAGUACAUUUCACGAUAGUAAUUCUAAGUGAAACAGUAUGACACAUUCUCGACAAUUUUUAUUUUGUAACUGAUUAAUGGUACGGUACGUAGUGUCACUUUUUGUUUUUAAAUUCUUCUCGCGCUGUACCCAAACUGAUUGUUAAACGUUUUAUGAGUGUGACUUUCUUUCGAUGCAAUCUUUUCGUAAAUGCUAAUCGAUCAACAUGUACCGGUAGUGCUAGUCAAUGAAAGAAAAAAAUCUCCCUCUUUUAGCUAUUGUUAUAAUCAACAGCUAAGAGUUCCUCUAUAGUAUCUGUUACACAUAGUUCCCCGAUGUUAUAUUAUGCAGCUAUAUGUAGAGAUAGAAAUCGAUGAGAUUAUUACUAAUAAGACGCAUUCUUUAAUGGAUUAUCGUACGCGCAAUUUUCGAAAAGAUCGCCAUCUAGUCAAAGAUCACUUGAGUCACUUCUUGAUACGAAUGUUCUGCAUAUAAAAAGUGCGCGGGGGAAUCUCAAAUAGUUGGGUGAUGUAAGCUGAUACCUUACACGAUAAUUCUCUAAAACUGUAUGAAAUGAAUCCGUAUCGUAAGCCCUUGAAACAAUUUAUGAAAUUUCAGGCUUCGACAUUCAUUUAUUGAAUUUUAUCAAGCAUUACCAUUAUUGUGAACUAAAACAAUCGUAAUUGUAUACUCCGUAAUGUUGUGCGUAUGUGCGUAUAUGUUGUGCUUUGGCAUCUUUUA
Messenger RNA from Eufriesea mexicana, 2582 nucleotides. RefSeq names its product Ring finger and CHY zinc finger domain containing 1 (gene Rchy1). Lineage: Eukaryota; Metazoa; Arthropoda; Insecta; Hymenoptera; Apidae. Gene Ontology annotation, molecular function: zinc ion binding; ubiquitin protein ligase activity. The transcript is spliced from 5 exons. Gene Ontology annotation, cellular component: nucleus. Bases 643 to 1479 code for a protein of 278 amino acids. The record is from RefSeq and is a predicted model, not a curated record. Gene Ontology annotation, biological process: protein ubiquitination; ubiquitin-dependent protein catabolic process.